Messenger RNA from Camelina sativa (false flax), 1241 nucleotides. RefSeq names its product anthocyanidin reductase-like. Lineage: Eukaryota; Viridiplantae; Streptophyta; Magnoliopsida; Brassicales; Brassicaceae. The record is from RefSeq and is a predicted model, not a curated record. Gene Ontology annotation, molecular function: anthocyanidin reductase activity; oxidoreductase activity, acting on the CH-OH group of donors, NAD or NADP as acceptor.
AGACCCUGAAACUCAUAACAACCAAGUCUCAAUCUCUCUGUUUUAAACAGUAAAAAUCAAAAUAUAAUCAUGGAACAGAAUUCAACACCCACUGGAACGAAGAAGGCUUGUGUUAUUGGUGGCACAGGAAACUUGGCUUCAAUUCUCAUCAAGCAUUUGCUUCAAAGUGGCUACAAAGUUAACACCACAGUUAGAGAUCCAGAAAAUGAGAAGAAAAUGGCUCCCCUUAGGCUACUUCAAGAACUUGGCGACCUCAAGAUCUUCAAGGCGGAUUUGACCGAUGAAGGGAGUUUCGAUUCCGCAUUCUCGGGCUGUGAAUACAUCUUCCAUGUCGCAACGCCGAUCAACUUUAAAUCUGAAGAUCCUGAGAAAGACAUGAUCAAGCCGGCGAUAGAAGGAGUGAUCAAUGUGUUGAAAUCUUGCGUUAAAUCGAAAUCCGUCAAACGUGUGAUCUACACUUCUUCAGCUGCUGCGGUUUCCAUCAACAAUCUUUCUGGAUCUGGACUUGUGAUGAACGAGAAAAACUGGACUGACAUUGAUUUCCUCAGAAAGGAAAAACCGUUUAACUGGGGUUACCCGGUCUCUAAGAUGUUAGCAGAGAAGACAGCUUGGGAAUUUGCGAAAGAGAAUAACAUCGAUCUCGUUACUGUGAUUCCAGCACUGAUAGCCGGAAACUCUCUACUCUCCGAUCCUCCGAGCAGUUUAUCUCUCUCCAUGUCUUUAAUCACCGGGAAAGAAAUGCAUCUGACCGCUCUCAAGGAGAUGCAAAAGCUAUCAGGCUCGAUCUCGUUUAUUCACGUAGACGACUUAGCUCGUGCCCAUUUGUUUCUUGCGGAGAAAGAAACUGCUUCUGGUCGCUACAUUUGCUGUGGUUACAACACAAGUGUUCCAGCGACUGCGGGUUUUCUCAGACAGAGAUACCCUAAGUACAAGGUGGUUUCAGAAUUUGAAGAGUGCUUGUCGAUUCCAAAAGUGAUGCUUUCUUCGGUAAAACUCAUCAUGAAGGAAGGCUUUCAGUUCGAGUAUGGGAUCAAGGAUAUGUAUGAUCAGAUGAUAGAAUACUUCGAGUCAAAAGGAUUGAUCAAAGCUGAAGACUCUUGAAUUUUAUAAUGUAACAAUGGAAUUGAUGAGGAUAUGAGAUCUGUGAUCUCAUUCUCAUUCUAUAAUAAUGGCUUUUAAAUAAUUAUGUUGGUUGACUUUAUAUAUCUUUUGAUACAUAAAAAACUACAUACCUUUUAAAA